UAGGAGACCAGUUGGCUGGAGAUCCAAAUGUGUUAAGAGCAACAAUUUAAGUUGUAUUUAAGCGUUUUGACACAAAAGUUUGUUUAAAAAUGUCAGACACAGACGUAGAUCACGACCGACAAAAGCCAAAGGGCGUUUUCUCCACUUUAAUGGCCGAUGGUGACUGGCUGUACAUUAAAGGAGAGUAUAAAAAGGCGAUAGAAAGCUACACAGCGGCCCUGACUUUAAAGCCUGAUGAUAAAACCUGCUUUGUGGGCCGAUCCAAAUGUUACCUGAAGAUUGGGCAAUCUGUGAACGCUUUAAAAGAUGCAGAGGCUUCCCUCAAAGAAGAUGCGUCAUUUUUCGAGGGAUUGUACCAGAAGGCAGAAGCUUUGUACUACAUGGGAGAAUUUGAAUACGGGCUGGUGUUUUACCACAGAGGUCAAAAGCUACGCCCACAAAUCCAGGAGUUCAGACUGGGUAUCCAGAAAGCACAGGAGGCCAUAGAAAACUCUGUUGGCAGCCCUUUUUCUGUGAAACUGGAGAUUAAAGGAGACCUGUCAUUUCUUCAAAAAGAUGAGGAGGGAGCCCAGCCGAUUGCUGCUAUUCAGCAUCUGACGACUAAGAAAAAACAGCCGGCCCAGAAGACUCCUAAGAGUGAGAAGACAACCAAACAACUGUUGGGAGAGUUUUACAGUGACAAGAAAUAUCUAGAAACCCUGCUUAAAGAUGAAGAUUUGGUAAACGGCAGGACAAAAAGUGGGGAGCCCUUGCAGGACGUCAUUCAGGGCUGCCUCACGUACCUCGACACUUGCACUGAGUUCUGGAACCAGGAGAAACCUAUCUGUGCACAGGAAAAGGAGCCUAAGUUAAAGCAGCAAAAAUGUAGGGUGCUCUCUGGACAUGCUCUGUUUCUGCUGAAGAGCCUGGAAGACAUUGAUUCAGAGUUGAUUUCGGGAAAUGCAGAAGGCAGUCUCAAGAAGGCAAAAGAAGUCAUGAAGAUCGUGCAGGGCUGGUCUGAGAAAGAGGCCCCUCAUAAAAAAGAGGUCUUGGGCAACCUGCACAGUUGUAUUGGGAAUGCGUUGAUAGAUCUCGGAGACAUGGACAAAGCUUUGAAACAUCAUCAGAAAGACUUGGAGUUAGCUAAACAGUGCAAUCUCCCAGAUGCAAUGUCCAGGGCUCUGGACAACAUUGGGCGACUUUAUGCCCAAAUUGGACAGUUCACACAGGCUGUUGAGAUCUGGGAGAAGAAGAUUCCUCUGGUCCGUGGCGGUUUGGAGAAGACCUGGUUGUUUCAUGAGAUUGGUUGGUGUUAUUUGGAGCUAAGUCACCACAAAGAAGCAAGACACUAUGGCCUCCGUUCUGUUCAUGCAGCCGAUGAAAUUGCUGAUGAGAAAUGGCAGAUAAAUGCCAAUGUUUUGGUGGCACAAUCAGAGAUGAAACUCGGAAACUUUGAAUCCUGUGUCUCCCACUUUGAGCAAGCCUUGACUAAAGCCAAACUGCAAGAAGACGACUCUGCUGUGAUUGCCAUUCAGAAGGCCCUUGAUGAAGCAAAGGAACACCUUCUGCAGUGAGAAUGUCCUGAGGCAUGAUGCAUCAAACUGAUGAUAACUAUCCUCAAACAAAAGUUGUUGGAACAAAAGCGAAGAAUAAAAGCCAUCUCCAGUUUUUUUGAUGGCUAAAAAUGGCUAAAAAAAAAGAGAUGUUUGAGUUUUUUUGACUGCUAAAAGAGCUUAAAUGCAUGAAUGCAUUUUGAUGAAAAAAUAUAUAUAAAUGAAGACACUGCAGAUGAUAAAUAAGAACUAGUAUCUGCUUAAAGGUCAAAAUACAAACACUCGAGUGUCGUCGAGGGUCAUACAGUGAAAUUC
This is a messenger RNA of Centropristis striata (black sea bass), 1847 nucleotides long. It is a transcript of the gene odad4, whose product is annotated as outer dynein arm docking complex subunit 4. Bases 90 to 1553 code for a protein of 487 amino acids. NCBI's taxonomy places the organism in Eukaryota, Metazoa, Chordata, Actinopteri, Perciformes, Serranidae. The record is from RefSeq and is a predicted model, not a curated record. The transcript is spliced from 11 exons. Gene Ontology annotation, cellular component: cytoplasm. Gene Ontology annotation, molecular function: protein binding.